AGCAGGAGCUGCUGCAGCUGCACACACAUCAAACUUCCUCCUCCCUCUCUUCCUACCUCCUCCUCUUCAUCACUGCAGCUCUCUCAGACAGCAGGUCCACUGGAUGGUAGAGCCUUUUCUUCUUCAUAGACACACAGACAGGCGCGCGCACUGGAUCGCUGCUCGGGCUGCGGGACUGGAAGCUGGACGCAUUGUGCGCAUUUCCACAGACCUCGAUGAACCGUGUGGAGGCGAUGCGCUGAGGCGCACACGGCCCAGGCUCUCCGGUUGCGCGCUCAUCCAGCUAACGGAGAGGGGGUGGACUGCGGUAUAAAGGAGGCAGGGGAAGAAAAAAAUAAAAGGUUCCUGAUCCAUAAAGGUUGUGUCUGAGUCAAAAGGAGCGCGUCUCCCCCCCUGAUCAGGGGGCGAUCAGCGGAGAGGUAGAAGUAUAUCCAAACGAUGGCCACCUUACUGCGGAAGAUCGGUCUGAUCCGCCUGCACGACCGAGACACGGAGGACCCGAAGCACCACCAGGGCUCGCUAAAGGGGACUAAAGGGAACCAGAAGAACAACGCCAAUAAACACUGUCAAACCGCCAACGAGACCAACCUGCUGAGCACCCCGGAGAUCAAGGCGAGGAAGCUGGACCAGCACGGCAAGGACAAGCCGGCUGGCAAAGACAAGCAGGGCAAGGAUGGGAAGGAGAAGCAGCAGACCGGGGGGAGCGGGAGCAAAGCCCCCAGCGCCUCCUCCCUGCCCCCGCCGGCGCCUCACCGGCAGCACUGCACCCAGGUGAGGACGCGGCGGCUGAUGAAGGAGCUGCAGGAGAUCCGGAGGUUAGGGGACCACUUCAUCACGGUGGAGCUGGUGGAGGACAACCUGUUCGACUGGAACGUCAAGCUGCACCAGGUGGACAAGGACUCGGCGCUGUGGCAGGACAUGAAGGAGACCAGCACCGAGUUCAUCCUGCUCAACGUCACCUUCCCCGACAAUUUCCCCUUCUCGCCGCCCUUCAUGCGGGUCCUCACGCCGCGGCUGGAGAACGGCUACGUGUUGGACGGAGGGGCCAUCUGCAUGGAGCUGUUGACCCCCAGAGGCUGGUCCAGUGCCUACACGGUGGAGGCGGUCAUGAGGCAGUUUGCUGCCAGCCUUGUAAAAGGACAGGGCCGUAUUUGCAGGAAAGCAGGAAAGUCCAAGAAAGCUUUCAGUCGUAAAGAAGCUGAGGCCACAUUCAAGUCCCUGGUGAAAACCCACGAGAAGUACGGCUGGGUGUCCCCGCCCAUUUCCGACGGCUAGGUGUCCAGCUGCCAUCGCUCCAACACCUGUCCUAGCCAGAGGGGGAAAGGAAAAAAAAAACAACAAAACAAAACGAGCUACCCUCUACGUGCAAAACAACACACCACGCUAACUCAAAAGUAUCUCAUUUUCACUUUUGGCUGUUUCACUCAAGAUAUUUUUUUUUCAUUGUUUUUGUCACCACACAACUACAGAAAUGACAUUUGUUGUUUUUGUUUUUGGUGGUGCAGGGAGUUCAUUUUUUUGUUUUUUGAUUUCUUCACCUUCUUGCCAAGGGAUUCUUUCUCGUGGUGUAGAAGAGCGAGAGGAGCGUGUUCGUGUAUGAAUGUUACCUCAUAAGAGAUCAGCUGGGAAUGUGUGUCACUACAACUGGAAUUAUUGUUGCUGUGUUCUUUCUUUUUUUUUUUUUUUUUUAGCAAACGCCAAUGUACGUACACUCAGACAAAUUGGAUAUGCGAACUUUUUUUCCACCCAUGUUAAAGACUACUGAAUGAAGAAGACUCAUCUUUCUCACCAGUCGCACUAAACCGGCUACAUUCAACCAUUUGUGCAGCUCUUGGGUCAUUUAAAUACAAAUGAAGCUGUUAAUGUUUAAUAGUAGGGCAGCGCAGUGGCAUUUAUACUCACUCACUCGUUCUCUAUUUAGUUUUUUUUCCCCCUUAGCUUUUGACUGUGCCGUUGCUCACGGUUCAAUGCAACAUGAAGAUUGUAAUUUACACAGAGCUGUGCUCUUACUCUUUCUUCUUUGACUCGCUUUGUUUCUCUUUUUCCUUCUCUUGUGGCUAAACUUAGAGCUCAGUGUUGCUUAGAUGGA
Messenger RNA from Cyprinodon variegatus (sheepshead minnow), 2089 nucleotides. It is a transcript of the gene ube2ql1, whose product is annotated as ubiquitin conjugating enzyme E2Q family-like 1. Lineage: Eukaryota; Metazoa; Chordata; Actinopteri; Cyprinodontiformes; Cyprinodontidae. The transcript has 3 exons. The record is from RefSeq and is a predicted model, not a curated record. The coding region runs from base 439 to 1275 and encodes 278 amino acids.